Aspergillus pseudotamarii is the source of this 1473-nucleotide messenger RNA. Its product is annotated as purine-cytosine permease family protein. The record is from RefSeq and is a predicted model, not a curated record. Gene Ontology annotation, cellular component: plasma membrane. The transcript has 4 exons. Gene Ontology annotation, biological process: transmembrane transport. Gene Ontology annotation, molecular function: transmembrane transporter activity. NCBI's taxonomy places the organism in Eukaryota, Fungi, Ascomycota, Eurotiomycetes, Eurotiales, Aspergillaceae. The coding region runs from base 1 to 1473 and encodes 490 amino acids.
AUGGACCAAAUCUCAGAUACACAUCGCAAAUCUUUGUCGACCAUAGAAGCUCCCGAGAAGGCAACCUCAACAUGGAUGCAAACCCUUUCUAUUGAGAAAGGUGGUAUUGAGCGUGUUACACCCGAUCAACGACAGGAAAAUGUAACCCAUUUUUGGAAUGCCUGCACUUUCUGGCUGAGUGCGAACAUGGCCGUGGCCACACUUACAACUGGAGCUCUCGGGGGGCCUAUGGGCCUUAAAUUCUGGGAUAGCUUCAUCGUCAUUCUCGUCGUUAACCUGGUUAGCGACCUUCUUCCAGCAUGGACUGCGGCCUUCGGACUGACGGGACUCCGCAUGACCACCUUCUCGCGGUAUUCGUUCGGCUAUUGGGGCAAUCUUCUCGUGGUUGUCUUCUCCAUGGUUGCUACCACAGGCUGGAACGCAAUCAACUCUAUCUCUGGCGCCGCUGUGCUCAACGCCCUCUCCGACGGGCGAUGUCCCACCUGGGCCGGAGUAAUCAUUAUCUGCACAGCAGUCUGGAUACUGUGUGUCUUAGGAAUCAACUGGAUCCACAAAAUCGACACCUUCAUCUGGAUCCCACCCCUGAUAGUCUGGUGCGUAACUGCUGGCACAGGCGCAUCACAUUUCAGCAGUACCGAGCCGAAGGAAUUCAGAAGUAGGGAAGACAGAGCCGCUGCCAUAUUAUCAUUCAUGGCCAUCAUCUUCUCCUUCUCGGUGUCAUGGGUCAACUGCGCCGCGGAUUACAACGUCCGCAUGCCGAUCAACACCUCACGGGCGAGAAUAUUCGGCGCAACAUACAUCGGUAUCCUCAUUCCCUCUGUCCUGGUCCAAACUCUCGGAGCCGCGUUAUUCAGCGGAACGAUACAUCACCCAGAAUGGAAGUCAGCAUAUACAAGUGCAGGCGUAGGCGGACUACUGAAGAUGGCUCUUGAACCGGCUGGUGGAUUUGGAAAAUUCCUGAUGGUUCUUGCGGCGUUGAGCUCUAUCCCGAACAAUAUCCCAAACAACUAUUCCUUCGCCCUACACGCCCAGAACUUCGGUCCCUGGGCCCUCCGCAUCCCCCGCAUUGCCCUCGUCACGUUCGGCUUCAUCAUCUCGCUAGUUGUCGGCUGUUGCGCCGCCCAGUAUUUUAAAGAUACGCUACAGACAUUCUUAAGCGUCAUCGGGUACUGGACUGUCAUCCAUAUCAUCAUCGUCGCAGAGGAACACCUCGUCUUCCGUCGCGGCUGGCAGGGGUAUGACCUUGAUGCUUGGGACGACCCCAAGAAGAUACAUUUCGGAUGGUCUGCUAUUGGGGCCUUCGGGGCCGGAUUUGUCGGUGCUGCGCUCGGGAUGAAGGUAGCCUGGUAUGUUGGGCCCAUUGCUGGGUUGAUUGGGGAAGGGGCCAAUGUGGGUCAUGAGUUGACGGGGGCAUUUUCGGGGAUAGUGUUUCUGGGGUUGAGAUGGGUUGAGAGACACGUUGGUGGGGUGUGA